AUGAUAUUUACUCCCACGCUCGUGGAGAAUCGGACGAUCGCUAUAAAUGAAAGCGUCUCCGAAAACCCCUAUUUAGCACGGAUUGUCCUCACGCAGUCGACCGUCAACUGGCCGCUACCGCUGACUUUUGGGCUCGGACCCGAUGGACAACCGACCGGCACCGUGGCCGAGCAGUUCGCCCAGAGCAUUCAGGUUGAACAACUACUUCAAGCGGCGAUGGGCGGUAACAGCCCAGCUCGUACUCAGCAGUCGCCUCGUUGCGAGAUCUGUGGCCAGGAGUCGUCCGGAAUGCAUUUUGGCGGGGAAUCCUGUGCUGCUUGCUGCGCAUUCUUCCGCCGUACUGUGGUGCUGAAGAAGACGUACAUCUGCCUGAAGAGUAAAGAAUGCCUUCCCAAUCAUGCCGUACAAAUGCAGCGAGACCCGAUUGGAAAACGCUCGAACGAAGCCGCGGAGCGCCAUGCGCGUCGCCAAGCUUCUGACACCGAAGCCGGCGACGAUGUUCAGCCCGAUCUGGAUUCUUCCGAUUCGUCUCCGGGCUGCGACAUCCCAGGAGGCCUGGAGCAAACGUGCGAGCCGGUGCUGCAACACUUUCUCAACCGACAUCAGUACCUCGAGCGUCAACGUCAGUCAUUCUACGCGGCGCGAUCGCUCGAUGAUCUCUUCGCGGAGGAUUUGAAUUUUGUAGGUUAUGACAGCUAUAACCUUACGAUUUUAAAAAGCUACUUCCGGCCCUCGUUCCAGCCGCUUUUGGAUAGACUUCGAAUUCACAUGGCCGAGCUGAACGUACAAUAUACCGAAUUUGUUGCGGUCGCCACGAUCAUGCUGCUGGACACCGCGCACGCCAGUCUCGAGGAGGAAACAAAACUCCUCUGUCAUCAACUGCGAAAUCAGCUAAUCCAGGAACUCUUCGACUGGCACAAGGGCGAAAAUCAGCCCGACGAACCCGAGCUCCGCUUCAGCGCUCUGAUCAACUUGAUCACGCUUGUCCGGGACGACGUGCUAAAGCCCACCGAGCAAAUGUCACAAUUCAAAAGCCUGCGCCUUCACCGCCCCAACAAAGUGGACGAGGAGUACUUUGGGCUACACGGC
Messenger RNA from Mesorhabditis spiculigera, 1089 nucleotides. Lineage: Eukaryota; Metazoa; Nematoda; Chromadorea; Rhabditida; Rhabditidae. The record is from the annotation of a GenBank genome assembly.